Molecule: messenger RNA, 5062 nt
Organism: Zonotrichia albicollis (white-throated sparrow)
Lineage: Eukaryota; Metazoa; Chordata; Aves; Passeriformes; Passerellidae
Source: RefSeq, a predicted model, not a curated record
GAACGCAGCUGGUGGAGCAGUUCAAAUGCCUGGAGCAGCAGUCGGAGUCGCGGCUGCAGCUGCUGCAGGACCUGCAGGAGUUCUUCCGCAGGAAGGCCGAGAUCGAGCUGGAGUACUCGCGCAGCCUGGAGAAGCUGGCCGAGCGCUUCUCCUCCAAGAUCCGCAGCUCCAGGGAGCACCAGUUCAAGAAAGAUCAGCACCUGCUGUCCCCUGUGAACUGCUGGUACCUGGUUCUGACGCAGACGCGUCGGGAGAGCCGAGACCACGCCACGCUGAACGACAUCUUCAUGAACAAUGUCAUCGUCCGGCUGUCCCAGAUCAGCGAGGAUGUCAUCAGGCUCUUCAAAAAGAGCAAGGAGAUUGGCCUCCAGAUGCACGAGGAGCUCCUGAAAGUCACCAAUGAGCUCUACACGGUGAUGAAGACCUACCACAUGUACCACGCAGAGAGCAUCAGCGCCGAGAGCAAGCUGAAGGAGGCAGAGAAGCAGGAGGAAAAGCAGUUCAACAAGUCGGGGGACAUCAGUGUGAACCUGCUGCGACACGAGGACCGGCCGCAGCGGCGCAGCUCCGUCAAGAAGAUUGAGAAGAUGAAGGAGAAGAGACAAGCCAAGUACUCUGAGAACAAGCUGAAGUGUACAAAAGCCAGGAACGACUACCUGCUGAACCUGGCAGCCACCAACGCGGCCGUCAGCAAGUACUACAUCCACGACGUGUCGGACCUCAUCGACUGCUGCGACCUGGGCUUCCACGCCAGCCUCGCUCGCACCUUCAGGACGUACCUGUCGGCAGAGUACAACCUGGAGACGUCGCGGCACGAGGGCCUGGACGUCAUCGAGAACGCCGUGGACAACCUGGACGCGCGCAGCGACAAGCACACCAUCAUGGACAUGUGCAACCAGGUCUUCUGCCCGCCGCUCAAGUUCGAGUUCCAGCCCCACAUGGGGGACGAGGUGUGCCAGGUGAGCGCCCAGCAGCCUGUGCAGACCGAGCUGCUGAUGCGGUACCACCAGCUGCAGUCUCGGCUGGCCACCCUCAAGAUAGAGAAUGAGGAGGUACGGAAAACGCUGGAUGCCACGAUGCAGACCUUGCAGGACAUGCUGACAGUGGAAGAUUUUGAUGUUUCAGAUGCCUUCCAGCACAGCCGCUCCACUGAGUCGGUCAAAUCAGCUGCAUCAGAGACCUACAUGAGCAAAAUCAACAUUGCCAAGAGGAGAGCCAACCAGCAGGAGACUGAAAUGUUCUAUUUCACUAAAUUUAAGGAGUAUCUGAAUGGCAGUAACCUCAUCACGAAGCUCCAGGCUAAACACGACCUGCUGAAGCAAACUCUGGGAGAAGGUGAAAGGGCUGAGUGUGGAACAACCAGGCCCCCCUGUCUUCCCCCUAAGCCACAGAAAAUGAGGAGACCUAGGCCUCUCUCAGUGUAUAAUCAUAAACUCUUUAACGGCAAUAUGGAAACAUUCAUUAAGGAUUCAGGACAGGCCAUUCCACUUGUUGUAGAAAGCUGCAUCCGCUACAUCAAUCUGUAUGGCCUCCAGCAACAGGGCAUCUUCAGAGUCCCUGGCUCCCAGGUGGAAGUCAACGACAUCAAGAACUCGUUUGAGAGAGGUGAAGACCCCCUCGCUGAUGACCAGAACGAACGAGACAUUAACUCGGUGGCUGGAGUCUUGAAGCUGUAUUUCCGAGGACUGGAAAACCCCCUCUUUCCUAAGGAAAGGUUUCAAGAUUUGAUAUCUACUAUAAAAAUUGAGAACCCUGCAGAGAGAGUGCACCAGAUCCAGCAGAUCAUUGUCACUCUGCCUCGGGCUGUCAUCGUGGUCAUGAGAUACCUCUUUGCUUUCCUUAACCACUUGUCACAGUACAGCGAUGAGAACAUGAUGGAUCCCUACAACCUGGCCAUCUGCUUCGGGCCCACGCUGAUGCACAUUCCUGACGGGCAGGAUCCGGUAUCCUGCCAGGCCCAUGUCAAUGAGGUCAUCAAAACCAUCAUCAUUCACCACGAGGGCAUCUUCCCCAGCCACCGAGAGCUGGAGGGGCCUGUCUACGAGAAGUGCAUGACCGGAGGGGAGGAGUACUGUGACAGCCCGCACAGCGAGCCGGGCACCAUCGAUGAGGUGGACCACGACAACGGGACAGAGCCGCACACCAGUGACGAUGAGGUGGAGCAGAUUGAAGCCAUAGCCAAGUUUGACUACAUUGGGCGAUCUCCACGGGAGCUCUCCUUCAAGAAAGGGGCCUCGCUCCUGCUGUACCACCGGGCGUCGGAAGACUGGUGGGAAGGGAGACACAACGGGGUGGACGGGCUCAUUCCCCACCAGUACAUCGUGGUGCAAGACAUGGAUGAUGCCUUCUCUGACAGCCUGAGCCAGAAGGCAGACAGCGAGGCGAGCAGCGGGCCGCUGCUGGACGAUAAAGCCUCCUCCAAGAACGACAUCCAGUCACCCACAGAUCACAUCUUGGACUAUGGCUUUGGGGGAGUCAUGGGCAGGGUGAGAUUGAGGUCUGACGGUGCCGCCAUCCCCCGGCGCCGCAGCGGGGGCGACACGCACAGCCCGCCCCGAGGGAUGGGGCCCGGCAUCGACACCCCUCCCCGCGCAGCAGCCUGCCCCAGCAGCCCCCACAAGAUCCCCCUCAACAGGGGCAGGAUCGAGAGCCCUGAGAAGCGCAGGAUGGCCACGUUCGGCAGCGCGGGCAGCAUCAACUUCCCAGACAGGAAGACCCUGGCUGAGAGCCACCCGCUGAGAUCCACCUGCGGGUCCACCCGGCACAGCAGCCUUGGAGAUCAGAAAUCCCUGGAAGCAGAAGCUCUUGCUGAGGUGUGUGUGUAUGUACAUAGGUGUGCACACACCCCAUCCAUGCAGAAACACUUCCCGAGCUUGCAGUCCUACAGCAGGAGGAGACGGCAGGUCUGAGUGUUGGCGCUGGAGAACACACUCGGUGUAGAAGCAUAUAUUAAAAACAAAGUGUACAGAAUUCAGUGACUUUUUAAAACAGUAGAUUUACCUCAGAAACUGGCUCUGAAAUGUCCUCUCUUGAGACAGUGGGUUGGUCUGGGUUUCCAAGGCUGUCUGUGUGCCCCUGGAAGCCCACGCUGCAGCAGCUGUGCGUCAAGCAAUACAAGGCCAUCCUGGAGUUUAUUUUCUGUACCUCUUGGCAUUGAAGGAAAAAAAAAAGGGAUGGGAAUGCAGUGGGGUCUGUUCACUGCUGGGCUGUGGAGAAGAGCUGGAAAUCCAUACAUGACCAUGUGUGACCAGCCAGCUGGAGUCUUUCCAGUCCUGAAUCCUGAGAUGUCUUCAUAUGCCCUUGAUGCCCUGGCAGCAGGGACAAGCAGGGUGUGUGCCAUGGAUGGGAAUGGAGUGAAGUGAGUGUCAUGAGUGAACAGAGUGAGGUGUGUGCCAUCACCCUCAUGCAGGAGGAGGAUGCUGUGCUGCACUGGGACUGUGGAACGCUGCUUCUCUGCAAGUUCUCAGAGUGAGCAAGGACUAGUGACCAAACCUGUGGUAAAGCAUGGAGUAACUCACAGAGUUUGGAGAUUCUUCAUCUCCCUUUCCCCAUGAGCUUUUUCCUUUUUUUUUUUUUUUUUUAAUAACAAAACCCAACUCAGUGGUCUCUUGAGAGUCAGGCCUGAGCAGCGAGGAGGGGUCUCAGGUCAGAGUGGUUGUCCUGCAUGAGAAGCAUGAGCCGUGUUUCACCACAUCAGAUACAAAACUGGUCUGAUGGGUGAUACUUUGCACUUUCUGUACUGUACCAUAUAAUACAACAGUUUGAGUUUAUGCAAAAGAAUCUACAUUUUGUUUUACCCAGAGAAAAAAUAUGCAGAAGGCUGGGGAUUGCAUGAUCCUGUGUGAUAAUCCAGACUCCUCUGUAAGCACUGAAUCAGAGAUGCUCCGUGCUUCUCCUGCAGCUUUUCCUUGUACAGAUUUCCAUGCAAUGCCCCAUGGUUUGAUUUGGCACUUCCCCAUGGUCAUGUGCUCAUGUCUCCUAACAUUCAUCCUUCCUCCCUGCUAUCUCUAAUCCUGCUGCUCUGUGCCUGGGCAAAGAGCCUGCCAGCCCUCCUGACUCACCCAGCAGCCACUUACCCUGCCUGGGGCUUUGCUUUGUCCCCCCUUCAUCUUCCUCAUCUCUCCAGCACUGCUGCGGACCCCAGCUCUGCAGGAGAACUAGCCUGGCUUCCAGAAGGCAGUGGAGGCGCUGACCAGGGUGGCAGAACCCGUGGCUCGUGUCUCCUCGGCUGGGGAGCUCCCAGGAGGAGACUGCCUGUACAUCCACCCCUGUACCUCUGUACCUGUGCUGUCCCAGCUGCAGCCCAUCUCUGCCCCUCCACAGCUGCACCCCUGUGCACCGGGCACAGGCCCUGGGACCGGCUGGUGCCCGUCCCCUGCCCCUCGCACGUGUCCCCUCACGCCCCGCUCUGCCAGCCCUGUAAAUAUUGCUGUACUUGCUUAACUGCUCGAAGGUAACUGUUAACAUGUAAACUGUACAAAAAUAGGCUAAAGUUAGAUAAAGCCGAUGCCACUCAACAAAUCUUUGCACUUAGUAGGUAGCUCAAUGUAAAAAUAAACCCAGUAAUAAUACUAGUAAUCCCGAAGGGAAGCGAAGCCGCCGGCACCCCUGGCAGAGCCCGUGGGGAGCAGCUCUGCCCAUGUCCCUCCCUGUCACGCUGGCAGGGCAGACGGUGUGUGUGCGUGUCUGUGAACGUCCUUGGCGUUUGGUUCACGUUGGUGUUUAUUUUCCAUCAUGCCCCUUUCCUGCACAGCCCUGGCACUGCCCGGCCUGGCACAGCGGCUGCAGAUGUUCAGCCAGGCUGGGCUGGUCAGGGACCUGUGCUGGGGAGGGAGGGACCCAUUUGGCACGAGUGCUGUGUAUCCAUUGCCAGUAAUUAUUACUUUUGUUUCCAUUUAGUUCCUGGAGAACAUUCACUUUGCCAGUUUUCUGUUUUUUGUAUGCUUUCUGAGAUGACUUGAGAGCAAACCCAUCUUCAUUAGGGGUUUUAUUUCCUCCCUUACUUUUGACCAUACGGUACAAAUUCCAGUGUCUUUCUAUUAAAUUAUUGCCUUUCAUUUUC